Molecule: messenger RNA, 255 nt
Organism: Guillardia theta CCMP2712
Lineage: Eukaryota; Cryptophyceae; Pyrenomonadales; Geminigeraceae
Exons: 2
Coding region: 1-198 (65 amino acids)
Source: RefSeq, a predicted model, not a curated record
AUGGCACGACCAUCCGAGUUCGCUGGUUUCAAUUCCGACAUCACGCCUCAGUACGAUGAUGGUACUGCCUACUACGUGGUGGAUAUCCCCAAGGGUAGCCCCAAGGUUGCCGCUCAGCCUGGCAGCAAUCAUGCUUUGCCUUAUCCUGCUACCUAUGGGCACAAGCAUCAGUUCGAGCACCAGGUUGGAAUCUACUAGGUGGAUGGUGUCAUUGUUAGUUUCUGUUCGUCGCGGUCUAUAAAUUGAACAAGUACC